Messenger RNA from Bactrocera neohumeralis, 1809 nucleotides. It is a transcript of the gene ppk6, whose product is annotated as sodium channel protein Nach. The transcript is spliced from 6 exons. The coding region runs from base 201 to 1751 and encodes 516 amino acids. Gene Ontology annotation, biological process: sodium ion transmembrane transport. Gene Ontology annotation, molecular function: ligand-gated sodium channel activity. Gene Ontology annotation, cellular component: membrane. NCBI's taxonomy places the organism in Eukaryota, Metazoa, Arthropoda, Insecta, Diptera, Tephritidae. The record is from RefSeq and is a predicted model, not a curated record.
CCAAGCUUUCUUCGCCGACCUGCUCUUUCACCAUUCUACUUAAUUAAUUGUGUUAAUAGAAGUUUGGAGUUGUGAACUUGUAAUGAUUAUUGCUGCCAAGACCUACACAUACUUCCUAACCAAUUGAAACAUUUAAUGGUAUUACUGUCGGGAAUAAAUACAGCUCUCCAAUGUGAAGAUGUUCAGCACAGUCUGACCAAAUGUUUCUUAACGUGUGGAAGCAAAACGCGGAGGGCAAAAAGCUCAGGCAGCGUGGCAAAUUGCAUCACCCGCAGCGUUUUCACUCCAAAGUGUUGAAUCCCGGUUAUCGCAGGGAUGUGGCACAAAGAUUGCGCCUUGCCAUUGUGGACACCUUUUGGGAGUACACACAGACAACUAAAGUAAGUGGCAUAUGGCUACUACGGCGGAACAGAACCCAUGGCGUUUCCAGGUGGAUUUGGUCGAGUGUGCUCAUCAAUCUGUUCCUGCUCGGAGUUUAUUUGUCUCUACAAUUGUGGCUGAAAUUCUAUUCGUACCCCAUCUUGAACACUAUAUCCAGUGACCUGGCCAUAACCGACGUCGCAUUUCCGGGCAUUACCAUUUGCAGUCCCAAGGUGGUAAACCGCGAGCGUGUACAGCGUUAUAUAAAGACAUUAAAAAUUCCUGCUGGUAUCGACCCACAAGAUGUUGCCAUUGGUUUGGAGUAUAUAAACGCCUUCACCGAUCAGAAUUGGAAAUCACCACCGCAAGAUAGCUUCAAAACUGCUGAUGAAGUGCUGCGACUAAACAACUUGACAAUUUACGACGUUGCCAAAGCAGUUAGCGGUAGUUGUAACGAUUUUGUUCAACGUUGCUACUGGGGCAUUGAAGAGUUCCCUUGCCGUCAGAAACACGAGUAUCUGUCAUUCAUAUCUACCACGUCAUUUUUAGGUCCUUGUUGCUCAUUUAAUUAUAAUCCAAAGAAUCUCUCCUAUGUCCCUUUUUCGGCUAAUAUUUUCGGCAUAGAUGGGGGCUUAACUAUUGUCGGCGUUGAGGGCUCCGAACGGAAUCUUUCAACCGGCCUAAUUGUGCUGGCACAUCACCCUAUGGACUACGUAACUGAAGCGACAUCUUCAGUAACAAUUACUUCGAACUCAGAGAGUUUUGUUGAAAUCUCACCGACUGUACAAAGCUCCUCAACCGAAGUACUGGAAUUAUCACAAGGCAAGCGUGAUUGUCUAAUUUCAGAUGACCUCGAAUUGCAUAGUUAUCGGCAAGCAGCUUGUUCACUCGCUUGCCGCACAGAAGCUAUAAUGAAGACGUGUCAGUGCGUACCGUAUCACAUUCCGAAUGCGAAGGCCGAUUAUCGAGAGUGCAAAUUAAAUGACAGUGUAUGCUAUUCCAAAAAUUUUGAUGCUUUUAAAAGCGUGAAGUGCGAAAUUUGUCUACCAAACUGCUAUGACGUCACAUAUUCAACUUUAGCCUACAAAACCGAUCUGAAACUACAUAAUUGCUCCGUCAGCACACAUUAUACGACUACCUUUGAUACACAGGAUAUAUUUAUCGUUCGUGCUUAUUUGACAAAGCAAACAGUACCAGCUAUACGCAAGGUGGUGGUCAUGUCAUGGAUCGGUUUGUUAUCGGAUUUGGGAGGAGUGUUUAAUUUGUGUCUAGGAAUCAGCAUGGUAUCCCUAAUAGAAUUCGGGUAUUAUUGCACACACCGUUUAUACACCAAUUAUAAAGCACGUUGCGUUGUACUUCAGCCGCUCAAUCGUGGAAAUGUUGAAAAAUAAUUGAUUUCAAGUACGAUUCAAUAAAAACAUUUUAAAAUAUCUUUAAUAAGAUAACAAA